Molecule: messenger RNA, 432 nt
Organism: Papaver somniferum (opium poppy)
Lineage: Eukaryota; Viridiplantae; Streptophyta; Magnoliopsida; Ranunculales; Papaveraceae
Exons: 3
Coding region: 1-432 (143 amino acids)
Source: RefSeq, a predicted model, not a curated record
AUGUCUCCUUUCCAGGCAUUGUAUGGCUAUUUACCUCCACAUUUGUCCUUCCUAUCUAAUGAUACUACUUCUGUUGCUGCUGUUGAGACUUACUUGAAAACAAGGGACUAUAUGAUUGACAUUAUCGAAGAAUCUCUACAGCAAGCUCAAGAUAGAAUGAAACUUUAUGCAGAUUCCACAAGAGUUGAAAGAUCAUUUGCAGAAGGCGAUUUGUUCUAUAUCGAUCUCCAACCUUACAGGCAAGCAUCACUGUACUUGAGAAAGAAUUUCAAGCUGUCAGCUAAAUACUAUGGAUCCUUCAAAGUUCUGCAAAAGAUUGGUGCAGUGGUCUACAACUUCAGCUGCCAUCUGAUGAGUGCCAAAUAUUUAUCAGUUCAUGUUAGUUUACUGUUAGUAUCAGUUCAUCUCACUGUUGAUGUGUUAUUAGUAUAA